AUGACUCUGCGUCAGGCGAUCGAAACAAGCUUCAUCCUUCUGGCGCUAUGGAUCGCCGUUGGAGCAAUCCGUCACGCCAUCCGGCCCGGACAAUACGUGUUUAAGAUCCAAGAACUUCACAAGCAAUACGGGCCCAUCAUCCGCGUAACCCCGGAUGAGAUCCACAUGAACGACGUCGGUUACCUCGACACGAUCUACGCCCCGUCCAUGACCCGCCUCGACAAGUAUGACUACCAACUGCGCACCUUACGUGUUCCCGGCGGCGUCGGGGCCACUGCCGAUUAUUACCUUCACAAAAUCCGUCGGGAAGCGCUCACUCCCUUCUUCAAUAAGCGCAAUGUCCUCUUGCUCGACGGCGUGAUCACCGAAAAGGUGAAGCAAUUGUGCGACCUGAUCGCCAAACAUGCGACGACAGAAACUCCUAUCAAUUUAUCGGAUGCGUUCUAUGGCUUUUCCAAUGAUGUUGUCAACAACUUUUUAUUUGCCCACGAAACCGACGUACUCGCGGAUGAACAGGAGGCGGCCAGACUCCGCCACAACAGUCAUGAGCUGCUCAAGGGAAUUAACAUGAACAAGCACUUCCCAUGGAUUCAUGAUAUUCUCGAAGCACUACCCCAAUCUCUAACCAGGCCGGUCAUGCCUCCGGGGCUAAUUGACAUGCUCGAACUCUUUGAUAAAAAGCCUGCUAAUCCAGGAGCCAAAGAAUCCGUCUACGAAUCUGUCCUCGACAACCCAAACCUCCCCGCAUCUGAAAAAGCCCUCCAACGCCUCGAACAAGAAGGCGCAUUACUUACCCUCGCAGGAACAGAGUCCCCCGCCCAAACCCUAAAUAUUAUCUUCUACCAUCUCCUCGCCAACCCCUCUCUGCUCACCAAACUUCGCAACGAACUAGACACCCUGCCUUCCCCCUCAACCUGGGCACAACUAGAGAAGCUCCCGUACCUCUCCACCCUCAUCGAAGAAGGUAACCGACUCUCCUUCGGCGUGACCGCUCGCGCAGCUCGGAUCCAGCACCAGCCUAUCACCUAUACUCCAUCCGCAUAUGUGACUACCCAAGGCCCCACGCACAGAUCUCAUAUCCUCCCUCCUGGCACCCCAGUCAGUAUUACGAUGUUAAGCGCACACACUGCCGAAUCGGUUUUCCCAGACCCGUAUGUGUUUAAUCCCGGGCGCUGGUUGGGAGAUGAGGGUCGCGAGCGGAGGAAUGUUUUGGGGAUUGAGCUUGCGAGGGCAGAACUGUAUCUUGUGACUGCUGCGCUGGUGCGGAUGUUUGAUUUAGAGUUGUGGGAGACGGGUGAGAGGGAUGUUUCUUUUGAGCAUGACUAUCAUGUUACGAUGCCGAAGCAUGGGUCGAGGGGGGUGAGGAUUGUGGCUAAGUUACGUUGA
Messenger RNA from Aspergillus caelatus, 1386 nucleotides. RefSeq names its product cytochrome P450. Lineage: Eukaryota; Fungi; Ascomycota; Eurotiomycetes; Eurotiales; Aspergillaceae. Bases 1 to 1386 code for a protein of 461 amino acids. The transcript is spliced from 6 exons. The record is from RefSeq and is a predicted model, not a curated record. Gene Ontology annotation, molecular function: iron ion binding; monooxygenase activity; heme binding.